GAGAAACAUUGUGAAAGGUGUUAGAGUAUGCAAGAAAUUUGCCAGUCAUCUUUAGCAGUAGUAGCAAGCUGCCCGUGGUGCUCUGAAGCUCCGCCCAUCUCCGUCGUCAACAGGUGGAUGACGUCAUAACACGGCCGAGGUCCUCCGUGAGUCCGUGAGAAAAAUUACCAUAGUAGGCGCCUAGUUUCAUGGAAAUGAGUUGCUUAAGUUGCACCUGCUCGAGGGAUGGUGGACGUAAGUCGAGAGCAUAACGAAAUUAAGCACACACCAUAAGGCUACCCAAACUAAACACGAUCUAGUUUCACGAAUAUAACUUCCACAACAGUGAUGAAAAGGAACCCAAGAUGAGGGUCUCUUGCUUAUCAAUCCUGUCAGCCGUAAUCGCCGUUUCAGCUACACCAGGCGUGUGCGAGAGAGCGUUCGUAUUCCAAGCCUCCAACAAUCUCUCGAACGAGUCCCGAGCCUUGAUGUACCUAAGACCCGAACUGCUAGGGAGAACGAAGACCUCUGGCGGAGACCACGAAGAGCCCCCUAACACCUUCUCCACUCCUGACGGAGAGGAAGCCACCACCGCUGCUGUGUCCGAUCUCUCCGUGUGCGUGUGGAUGAAGCUUCACUACUUCAGACAGACGACAAGCUACCUCUUCUCGUACGCCACGUCCCAGGCUGAGAACAACGAGCUGAAUUUUGGCAUCCAAUAUAAACAGAUCCUCAUUGCCGUCGGUGGAAAGUACGUUUACGGGAGAGCCGGCCUUCUUUUCGUUCCAUACACUUGGUAUCACUUCUGCUUUGUUGCAAACAGCGAGGACAGUACCGGGACAUUCUACGUUAAUGGGAAACUCAACAGAGUAAACAAGUUAACCCAGAGGCACAUUUUGAUAAACGGUUCCCUCGUCUUGGGACAAGAGACGGACGAGGUCGACGGGGGGUACCAGGCGCUUCAGUCAUUCUGCGGCACCUUGACAGGGUUCAACUUGUACUCGAGGCCUCUGGAUUCAUCGGAGGUUUCGAUGCUGGCGUCGUGUCACCCGGACGUCGAGGAAGGAGACUUAGUCCCGUGGUCAAAAUCAGAGUGGGAAAUCAGUGGUCCUGUCGACGUUCGGGAGAUCCAGCGGGAAGAAUACUGUGCCCCUAAGAAUUUCAGCUUCGUCAUCUUCCCCAAGAGGAGAACACAUGAGGAAGCCCAGCAUCUCUGCCGUAGCCUGAAGUCAGUGAUGGCACUUCCUGGCAACUCUGAAGAAAACAGUCUCCUAUAUCGGGAUUCAGAACCUUUCGUCGACGUGUGUCAGCCUCAUAACCAUGCCAGCGUCUUCAUGUGGCUGGGAGCCACCAGGGGUCAGGACGGAACAUGGACUCGUCAGAGUGGCGACCCCAUGACCUACAGCAACUUUCUCGCAGAAGGAAAACGAUCAUGCGCAGGCUUGAAGAUCCCUCCUUACCGAGAGGAAUGGCAUGACGUCACCUGCUCCUCAACGUACAAGUUCUGCGCCUCCUGUCAAGAAGAAGAGCCCGUGGUGCUGAGGGUGCGAGGUCUCUGUGAAUCCUUCGUUCAUGAGACUUUCUUCAGGAUGGCAAACCAGUAUGGCGAGAUGCCUCUGUUCAGAGGAUUCACGAAGUACAACAUCGUGUACGACAAUGUUGAAACGUGGCUUCUGCUCGACGUCUGGACCGGAAACGUUUUGGCCAAAUUCUUUACCUAUGAUGAUGAGGUCCCUUUUGGGAAGAGGACUUGGUGGACCACGACCGACUUCGAUAUCUGUCAAAAACCCUCAAACACAUCGAUGCAGCUGUCACUGUCAGCGUGUUAUGACUGGGAAUACAGCUGCAAUGACGGCAGCUGCGUAAACCUGUCGCAGCGGUGCGACCAACGAGUGGACUGCCCCGACAAUAGCGACGAGGUUGGCUGUGAAAGGCUUUGGAAGCCGGUAGACUAUCUUGGAGCCCUUCCGCCUCCUGGAACGCAGCCUGGAAGCGCCCUCCUCCUCAAUGCCAGUCUUGGCAUUCACGGAUUUUCCAAGAUCAACAUCCGAGACAUGAAAUUGAUUGUAGACUUCACGAUGAGAAUAGGAUGGUCCGACACGAGGCUGAGGUACAAGAAUCUCAGCCCCUUGAGUGACCUGAAUUAUAUCGAGCCUGAGAGCGUGUGGCUCCCUCAAGUGGAACUUCUCAAUGCCGACUUUCCAAAGACCUUCACCACAGAGCCAGUGGUGACCAUAGCGAGGCUUUCUGGCCCGGAGGAGGACGACCCUUCCAGGAUACAUAGAGAUGAGGUCUAUGAAGGAGCCAAGAACUCCCUGGAACUGACGCAGAAGUUCAACGCCCCCUUCAGCUGCACCAUGAACAUGAAGAACUUUCCCUUCGACAGACAACACUGUCAAUUACUCAUCAGGUUUUCCUCCGCCAAGAAAGAGUUCAUGGAGUGGAACGACCUUUCAGCAACUUACCUUGGAGAGGAGCUGCUGGCUGAGUAUGUAAUAGAAGACGUUACCAUCCAGAAGGGAGCAGCCGAAGGUUACAGCCUAGUCGUUGUUGGCAUAACCUUCUACAGGAGAUAUGCUUACUACUUGACCUCUGCCUACCUACCGACUAUCAUGCUUAUGAUAAUAAGCUAUACUUCCCUGUUCUGCAAGAGGGAGAACUGCGACCUCAGGGUCAUGAUGGCACUGACCACUCUCUUGGUCCUCUACGCCCUCUACCAGCAGAUUUCCAACGACCUCCCGAGGACGUCGUACACGAAGGCCAUUGAUGUCUGGUGCUUCUUUUCUAUCACCUUCAUAUUCUCUCAGGUCAUUCUGCACGUGUUCGUCAAUCUGAAACUCAUGCGUCCUUGCCUCGCCUCCUGCCUGCGUCCUUCUUCAGAAGUCAAGGAAAUUGCCAAGAAGGGAAACAAAUCCUCGUCCGCCCCAGAGAACCCAGGAAGUCGAGAGAACUCCCUGCAGCGUUCCGAGGUUCUGCGGGUAGAGGAUUCCGUCACUGGCGAUGAUGGCCAGUGCAAUUUGCUGGAUUAUUCUCGCGUGUUUUACCUGGUGCUCUUCGCCACUUUCUGUGUUGUUUACUGGAGCGUUGUGCUCACCAGUGAAUGAAUGAUGGAGGAAGGAUAAGAGAGUGUUAUUUUGAUUUCCUGGGAAUAAUUUUUUUAGUUUUCUGUAAAAGAAAACUAUUGAGACGGUUAUUUGUCUGUCCGUCCGCACUUUUUCUGUCCACCCUCAGAUCUUAAAAACUACUGAGGCUAGAGGGCUGCAAAUUGGAAUGUUGAGCAGCCACUUUCCAAUUAUUUAACAUACCAAUUUGCAGCCCUCUAGACAGUUUUUAAACACAGGCCUACUAUUCAGCAAAUGAAAUGCGUAACUUAUUUGAGAUAUACUU
Messenger RNA from Macrobrachium nipponense, 3366 nucleotides. RefSeq lists its product as uncharacterized. NCBI's taxonomy places the organism in Eukaryota, Metazoa, Arthropoda, Malacostraca, Decapoda, Palaemonidae. Gene Ontology annotation, biological process: chloride transmembrane transport; signal transduction; regulation of membrane potential. Gene Ontology annotation, molecular function: protein binding; transmembrane signaling receptor activity; transmitter-gated monoatomic ion channel activity involved in regulation of postsynaptic membrane potential. Gene Ontology annotation, cellular component: synapse; neuron projection; plasma membrane. The record is from RefSeq and is a predicted model, not a curated record. The transcript is spliced from 15 exons. Bases 345 to 3083 code for a protein of 912 amino acids.